Anopheles funestus (African malaria mosquito) is the source of this 5872-nucleotide messenger RNA. RefSeq names its product protein daughter of sevenless (gene dos). The record is from RefSeq and is a predicted model, not a curated record. Bases 1887 to 4631 code for a protein of 914 amino acids. NCBI's taxonomy places the organism in Eukaryota, Metazoa, Arthropoda, Insecta, Diptera, Culicidae. The transcript has 8 exons.
GUGCAAGCCUUCAGCCGAACUGGUUGUUGUCAAACAGCAGGCAGCAAAGUGCAUAAAUAUUCUGAAAAGUUCAUAAAAUGUUUGUUGUAAAUUGUUCGGCGUAUUUUAAUUAGGAAACAUAUGUUCCCUACCCUUUUUUCGUUAAUCAGUAACCCGCGAGGGAAGUUGUUUUAAUCGUGCCUCGCACAGCAGUAUCAAGCACAAGCGAAAACACGGACAUCUUGGCUGCAGCACUACACUGGGUGGCAUUACAUCGGCCAUCAUCAUCGUCAUUGUUGGUUCUUCCACCGUACACGCUCGCUGGAAGCUAAUUCCGCUGCAUCCGGGGGGGAUCGAUCGUUCUCGUCUCUGUGUCGUUGAUUGUUGAUCGAAAUUGUUUGCUCAAACCUAUCCUCCGUGGCUUUGUGGGGUUAUUGUGGUCGACCGAGCAGUAAAGCAGUAUUGUAGAAAUAAAGCCCGUUUCUAGAUUCUAGAAUGUUUUGUGCAGUGAACAGUGCAUAGGUAUGGUGAAAAUGUAAACGAGGACGGGUUUAGUUGGUGCUGCAAAAUCUCGGCCACAUUCAACCCUCGAUCGAUCGAUCGGUGUAACAAGCGCUACAUCUAAUGUGAUCGUACCCGUUUGCCUUUUGUGUGUGUUUUUUUUUUGGUCGAUAUUCAUUCCUAAACCCCAUUCCGAAAAAGUGUACGCUAUCAAGUUUGUUGUGCUGUUCUGCGCGUAAGAUAAUUCCGCAUUUAUCACGUUAUCGAGUGUGUUUCACAUUUCGGUUCGACACACCCCGGAGGCCAGCGGUGCCUUCUACACUUCCGUCCGGUACGUCCGACCGUAGCCGGCCGUGGCUUAUCAAGCUACCCCGCGACACAAGCAAGCAAGUGUCGCCAUCCGUUGCCAUCGCCUAACCCCCGGAGGGAUUUAUUGCAUCGAUCGCAAGCAUAGACAGUGUAGGAACGGAAGGGCAACAAAAAAUAAAAUAAAACGACGCAGCAUUCCGUUUGUGCCUUUGUGACGAACAUUGUGUCAGGAGUGUAAAGAGCGAUUGAUAAAAGAAUUCAUUGUAAGCAGCGGUGCACCCGCACCGGGGUUCGCGUUUACUGUGGGGAAGUUUUGUUUGUGUAUGCAUAUUUAGCAUAUGAAUCAACAACAUCAUCUGCCAGGCGGUAGCCGUGGUUGCAAAACGACAACCACAGUAGGUCUUGCAAAUCGGUCUACUUUGUGCGAGCUCUAGAAGAGAGGAGUUGCCCGUCGGAAGCCAGUCGGAAAGGGGAGAUUAAUCGGCUGAACAAGAUCAUCGCAAACAAAUCGACCUGCCCAAUCGUCUGGUGAUGAUGAUGGGCGUGGACGGUAGCAGCCGGCACUAGAAGGACAACUCCCUGCUGAAUCUAACCAUAAACACUCACACAAGUGCCUGCCUGGAGAGUCUAGCAAAUCAACAUCGACAACAUCGUUGGAAGGCAGAAAUAUAAUUAUAAUAAUGGUUCCAGCAAAUCGAUCGAUCGUUGCUGGUGGUCGAUAAGUACGGAACUACGCAACCUAUUAACCAGCACCAAAAAGGGAGGCGACUUUCUAUCGAAAGGUGCAUAUUUGGGACAAUCACUGUCACCGUUAAGUCGCGAUCGAAAAACGCUCGUAAAAACAGUAAGCAAUCCAAUUUCCAACACGUUGGAAAAGAAACGAAUAAAUUUUUCGUUGACCAAAUGCAACCGGCAAGCAAUAGAAUUGACAUCCCGGACAAUAUCCACUUGAGCGACAUAUAAGAAGGAUACCCGCACGAGAAGAAACGUGUCAAAGUAGAGAAUCCACAAACGGCCGGUCACAACAUUUGCAGCACAACAGCCAAAAAAAAAACCUAUUGUGUAUUAUUAUCCUACGGUCGCAGUGGCAAAACCAGAUGGCGACGACGAAUAAAGAGGUCUACCACGAAGGCUGGCUCAUCAAAUCGCCACCGACGAAACGUAUCUGGCGUGCGCGAUGGCGAAGGCGUUGGUUCACGCUCAAGCAGGGUGAGCUGCCCGGUCAGUUCUUUCUCGAGUACUACACCGAUCGCAAAUGCCGUAAGCUGAAGGGCAUCAUCGAUCUCGACCAGUGCGAACAAGUGGACGCUGGGCUGCGGCUCGAUCGGCAGAAGGAAAAGUACGCACACAUGUUCGACGUGAAAACACCGACCCGUACCUACUAUCUGGCCGCGGACACCGAGGAAGACAUGCGCGGAUGGGUGAACUGUAUCUGCCAGGUGUGCAGCCUGCAGGAAACGCAAACCGUUGACGAUCGGCCAUAUUACAAUAUCGGCGCAAUCAAUAUGACGGAUGCGGUUAACAUGGCGAACACGGUUGUUGAGACGAGACCACCGGGAAGAUCGAUCAGUAAUGGUGCAGCAGCAAUCACAACGGAAACGGACGUAUCGAACGAAACUGAAACGACCAUGCUGAAUCAUUCGGUUGCGGGUGAAGUAACGGCAGAACAGCAAGCGCAACAGCAGCAAGCACAAUCACAGCAGAAGCGUACUCCAGCGGCGUACAACCCAUACGGCACGUACCAGAACGAAGAAAUGAUGGGCUUUCGUUCGAUGGAUUACACCAACCGGGAGACGAUCAUCUGUGAGGCGAAGUUGGGUCAACCCGCAUCAAGCGCUGCCGAAGCAUACUCCAAUCUGGACGUUAUUAUCGAACGCUCCCAGUCGCUGCGUGGUAAACCGACGUCGAAAAGUGGUGAACCAUCGUCAUCUUCCGCUACGAAUGGUAUUGGUGCGAGCAGCCCAAUGAUACACCACAUGCGAACACAAUCACUUAACAUCGAGCAGCAGCAGCAGCAGCAGCGCGGUGGUAAGAAGAUACCCGAAAAUCUUAAACUAACCGAUCGCUCCCCGUCGACGAGUGCGUUCGACAGUGGACCGGAACAACCGUCCCCAGCACUGAGCACCUCGUCCGGUCCGUACAUACCGAUCAGUGAGUGUUAUUCGGGCAGCCCGGUUACACCGUUGAACUCCCUUGAUCCGCGGUUUUAUGAGACACCGCGUAGCCACACCAAUAUCGGCUUCAAUCUCGUCAACAACGAGCAGCCGUACUCGCCAAAGAGAAACAACGUCGGUGGUGGACCGCUAGCAGCAGCGUCCGGCAAUGGUGCCGGUGGACCAUCGUCCCUAGCCGUAACGAUGAAAGGUGUUGGACUGCCGAUCAGUGGUAGUGGUAAAUCUAGUCCAUCCGACUCGGAAAGCGUAUUUACCGAUGACGAAUGGACCGGUUCACCGGGUGAUGGUUCGCGCAGCACUAGAGAAGGAGGAGGAAGCCGUGGUGGUGGCGGUGGAGGAGGAGAAGGAUCGAGUGGCAAAGGUGGAACGAUCGAUCGUAAUACCCGACCGUCGGAUAGCUCCAUCGAGAACGAUGCCGUCGGAUGGACGUAUGUGCAGCGCUUUUCCAAAGUGCCCAACACGGAGGAAAAGCAACAGCAGUCGCAAGCUGCAGCCACUUCUGGUAAUGGAAGUGCGCUGAUGGGUAAUGCGGCCAGUGCACCACCGAGACCACCGAAGCGUGCGAGUAUGAACUUGGAGGGCAUCGAAAAAGCUAAGGAUCUUAUAUCUUCCGAUACGGAAAAUGUUUCUCCUGCCAUCGGACCGAGAGAAGCUAGUGCGCAUAUCGAACAGUUUUACGAUAUUCCACGCUCUCAUCAGCAUCCGUACACCGGUAGCAGUAUGCACCUGCCGGAUGGGGACCUGCUCUCUCCGCUCAGUCAGUGUGAUCUGGUCGCUUCCAGUACACCGAACCUGAUCAGCGAGUUUGGUACCGGCAGCCAGUGCGGUACGCUCGGACGUCCAAGACCCCAUUGCUACACGAAUGCAGCCCCAACAAAGGUGGAAGGCAAUGUGUUUAGGUUUGAUUUCAGUGAACAGCCUGAUUCAUCAGCACCGGCCAUUAAUCGUCGCCUAAAGCCACGCUCUUCGUUCGACAUUACCAAAUCGGUCGAGUCUGUGACGCAGGGUGUUAAGCAACAGAUUUCACUCGGUGGGAAUGGUUCCCCGGCUACACCGGCACCCGUUCCCAGCAUUCCAUCCGGUGGUGGUCAGCAAUCGGCUAAAAGUCCUCCAACGGUUGAUCGUACACGGAAACCGGCUACUCCAAAGAUCGGUACUAAUUCGAUGCGUCGAAAGGGUGGACCAGUUUCGUUGAAUCUCGCAUCGAAUCAAACAACCGAAAGCACGUACGGUAACACUCAGGAUGCAAACAUUUCUUCGCUAUCGGUCAUAUCACCGCGCGCUGCCGGUAAAAAUGAAGAUCGUCUGCAGUAUCUCGAUCUCGACCAUUCAAACAGUCCGCAAAAAACGAACCAAAACACCAUCUACUCCGGUCCGAGCAGUAUCGGUGGGUAUGCAGGUGCUGGUGGCAACAGUACCAACCACCAUCAUAAUCAUCCGGUGGUGGCUAGCAGUUCCUUAUCGCACGAUAUCGGUGCCGGAUCGUCACGGCAUCAUCAUCACCAUCAUCAUCGGGACGGAGAUACGGUCACCACAAAACCGGCCGUUCAAACGAGCCGCACACCGUACACGACGGUUGAUUUCGUUAAAACCGAUGCAUUUAAUCGGGUACGCGCGGAUUCGGAACUUACCCGCGCUCAGUCACGACUCAAGGAUCAAACGUCCUAAAUGUAAGGGGGGUGCCAACUAGGAAGAUGCUUUAUAGCAAAAAAAAAGCUUUCCCCCAUAAUGUUGUGUUAUAAUGACAGCACUAAGAGUACGCUUUAUUCAUAUCCACAUCCAAUCGUCUUCCGAAUUUAGUUAAGUGUCUAUCGGUUAAGUUCACACUUUCAGCAUUGUGAACUGCUUUUGCAACUAACUUUCUGCGGAGAGAAAGAUAGAGAGGAAAGGAAGAACAUUCAGCUGACUGUGGAGGAAAAAGAAAUAACGAAUACGAAUGAAUUUCCAAUCAUAGCCAAGUGCAAUUAAUGCAAGCUCUGCCUUAACUUCUUCCUACUUCGUAAGCUUGUAGCGUUUUUACAACUAAACCAGCAUUUAUCUAGCGAACAAACAAAAAAAUAUAGGGAAAAGAACCCUUUAAAUGCUUUUAGGAACUGAAAAGAAUGAUUGUGAAACAUAUUGUUCACAAACCACACACAUACACACGGCGCCUGUGAUUACGAAACAAAAACGUGAACGUGAAGAAACACGGAACUGGAUUUUAAUUACUGGACGAAGGUAAAGCAGUGGUUGAUAGUUAGAUGUUUGAAAACGAAAGUAUUUACCAGCAUGAUGCGAGGAUUCGAGUAGAACGGCAUUUAACGGAAUGCAGGAAUGAUUUUAUUGUGUGUUAGGAAGAUUGAUAUGAAAAUGAAAGCAAUUAGAUAAUACGCAGUUGCGCUGUAAGAUUAGGAUAAAAUGCUAGCAUAAUUACAGUUGAAAAUGCAAAUCAGUUCGCACAAAAGAAACAAAAAAGCAUUGCAUGACUAGUAGAAGUAGCACAACAACAAACGUUAUAGUAGCAGCAUAUUGCUUAGGUACGUUGUUUCCUAUCAAAAUAGAACAAAAAACACACAUUUUCCAUUAAGCUACUUCUAAAACGUUUAGGGCACCGGACGCAUUUCUUUUGCAUUUCUUGUAUAUCUUUUUUUUACAUCUUAAUGUGUUGCUAUUAUCGCUUUUUGGCGAUACUCUUUUAAAAUGUGUCUUUACAAUUGUCUUUGUGCAUUCUUUUAUUUCCUUACAAAACAUACUGUUUGCAAAAUGUUUACAACUUUUACAUACGCACAUGUAUUACGUUUUCUCUACUAUUAUAAAAGAUUUUUGUACGCGCGUUACUGGUUUAGGUAGAACUUUUAAAAUGUUUACGUUUUAACGUUUCGCGGAAAUAAAACAAUGCUAUGAAUUACAGCAAAGCAGCAAAAGAAAAA